Galendromus occidentalis (western predatory mite) is the source of this 543-nucleotide messenger RNA. Its product is annotated as circumsporozoite protein-like. The record is from RefSeq and is a predicted model, not a curated record. Lineage: Eukaryota; Metazoa; Arthropoda; Arachnida; Mesostigmata; Phytoseiidae. The coding region runs from base 1 to 543 and encodes 180 amino acids. The transcript is spliced from 3 exons.
AUGAUAUCUGAUUCAAGAGAGCCGACCCCAAUCGUGAUCAAUCAGCAUACGAAUCUGGUCAACGAAGACUCCAAUUCCAACACCGAAAUCAACUCGAAUAUCAAUAAUAAUUUCAACCGUAACCUAAACCAGAACGUCAACACCAAUAUCAACCAAAAUAACAACAUCAACACGAACAUCGACCAGAACGGCAAUGGACUCGACAGCCGCACUGUGAAUCCGAACGGGAAUUUCAACGGUAAUUUCAACAGGAAUUCGAACGGUAACUUCGACGGGAACGCAAACGGAAAUUUCAUUGGAAAUGGGAACGGCAACUCGGACAUGGACUCCAAUCGCUGCGCGUCGAUGAAUUUGCUCAACGGAGAUUGUGGCAACUCAAACAGCAAUGCCAACGCGAAUGUGCAUGCAAAUGCGAACGCAAAUGCAAAUGCCAACGCGAACGUGAAUGCCAAUGGCGGUAUCAGGCGGCGGUUCGAGCAGCAGCAGCAGCGCGGAGUCACAAGCUUGGUCGGAAUCCAGGAGUCGAGCCAGUGCCGAAGCUAG